This is a messenger RNA of Linum trigynum, 450 nucleotides long. The record is from the annotation of a GenBank genome assembly. Lineage: Eukaryota; Viridiplantae; Streptophyta; Magnoliopsida; Malpighiales; Linaceae.
AUGUCGGACGUUGAGGAGUUCUCUUUCUGCAUUCAUAUCAUACUUGGGAAAAAGCUGGGAAUGAAACCAGACGAGGCAAGAUCCAAUGUUAUAACACUUUCUGAUGUAGAAGGGUUGUGUGUAUCUUUUGCUAGAAAAAGUCGUUCUUCUGAUCCAGUCAUUGCCGAAAAGGAAUUUCUGAAAGAGGAACCAUAUACAGCUGAAGAAAUAGAAAAAAUAACUGGAGAGAAGCUUACAACUACAUUUAGCAGUUCUGCAUCCUCAUUGGAGGUGCUAAAGGCAGCCAAGAACUUCAAGUUGCAUCAGAGAGCUUGCCCAUGUUUACUCAGAAGCCAAGCGGAUACACGCUUUCAAGGAUGUUGUGGUGGCAAAUCUCAAGAAGGAUUCAUUCCAGUUCCAUGCGCACCUCAAAAAGCUUUGGAGUCUUCUUUUUCCUCACGCGAAGGUUAA